Molecule: messenger RNA, 1593 nt
Organism: Musa acuminata subsp. malaccensis (wild Malaysian banana)
Lineage: Eukaryota; Viridiplantae; Streptophyta; Magnoliopsida; Zingiberales; Musaceae
Product: nicotianamine synthase-like
Biological process (GO): nicotianamine biosynthetic process
Molecular function (GO): nicotianamine synthase activity
Source: RefSeq, a predicted model, not a curated record
UUGCGAGUUGACAUGAACAAAGCAAGCUUAUAUCACUACACGGCUCGUUCUAUCUCAAAGGGUUAAUUUGGUGCGCCCUGUGCGAAUAUAAAACAGUAUCAGAAUCGUAGACUUGUGUUUUUGAUUCUUCGUAGCUGUUGUUAUCCAACAAGAAACAUGGAUUUUGGAUUUGUUGGAUGGAUCGUCGUUCUUGGUAUUGGAGAAGGUCAGCUUUGAGAUGCGAUGCAAGGAGGACGAGGGUCAUCUCUUUCUAUCCUCACACCCCAUUGCCUGUAUAUAUAUAUCCUCUCGGGGAAGCUGAGAGAGGUGUGUUUGUGUUGGCCGUCAGCCUUAGCUUCUUGAUCACAAGCUUUGCCAUGGGGAACCAAGAGGAGAGGCUGGUUCAGAGGGUCACAGAGAUCUAUGAGUGCGUCUCAAAGCUUCCCACGCUGAGCCCAUCCAAGGAAGUGAACGAGCUCUUUACCGAGUUGGUCAACAUCUGCAUCCCUGUGAUCGCCAUUGAUGUGUCCAAGCUGAGCUCCGAGGUGCAGGCGAUGAGGUCCGAGCUCAUUAUGCUCUGUGGAGAGGCGGAGGGCCUCUUGGAGAGCCACCACUCUGAUCUGCUGGCUUCAUAUGACAACCCUCUCGACCAUUUGAGGCUCUUCCCUUACUACUCCAACUAUCUCAAGCUCAGCCUUCUGGAGUACACCUUACUGGCGAGGCACGUGUCGAGCCGGCCUGGCAGGGUGGCGUUCGUCGGCUCCGGACCUCUGCCUCUGACCUCCAUCGUGCUGGCCAAGCGGCACAUGCCGGUGGCGGAGUUCCACAACUACGAUCUAGACCCGACUGCCAAUGAUCGCGCCAGCCGGCUGGUGCGUAGCGAUCCCGACAUGGCGGCGCGCAUGGCGUUCCACACGGCGGACGUGCUCAGCGUGACGGACGAGCUGAGGGGGUUCGACGUGGUGUUCCUGGCGGCGCUGGUGGGGGUCGGUCACGACGAGAAGGUCCGGGUGAUCGAGCACCUCGCGCGCCACAUGGCCCCGGGGGCCGUCCUGGUGGCCCGGAGCGCCCACAGCGCCAGGGCCUUCCUGUACCCGGUGGUGGAGCCAGCGGAACUGACAGGGUUCGAGGUGCUGACGGUGCACCACCCCGUCGACGAGGUCAUCAACUCGGUGAUCGUGGCGAGGAAGCCGAAAGACGACCACGCCGCUGGUGCUGCAGCCGUGACGAGGCCUUGCAAGUGCUGCGAGAUGGUGCAGGGCUUCCAUCACUUCCGCCAUGGAAGCGUGAUGGGUGACGCUGCACCGGAAGAGCUCCCCUCCUGACGGACGAACGCCUCCUCCAUUCCAAGAAAGAGUAGAAGUUGCUGAAUCAUUCUCCAACUAUUGUUGUGUGCUUAAUUCUAAGAUGGUGUGCUGCUAUCAUGUAUGGACUGAACUUUAUUUCGAUCACUUACCUAUGCUUGUUAAAGGAAGUAUCAGAUUCAAGAUUGAACAGCAGAACAUUAAUGUCUUAUUUAAUGCAGGAAAAGGAAAAGAACCUAACAAUUAACAUCAGACUAAUAGCAUAAAAGCUUAGUCCAUAAUCAAAUCAAAUAAAGACAACAGAACUGCC